AUGGGAUUGAAUAAAAGUCGGCCGGCUUUGUACUUCCCUUCUGACUGCACUUCUCGACGCCUCCGCGGUUUGAUCGUUCCCGGACUAAAAAAAUGUCCAUCCGUUGGCUAUGGGCAAGAGGAAGAGGUCGCGCAAGGCGGCGGCGGAGGAGCCCGGCGACGGCAAGGACGGGCCGUUGAAGCCGGCCGCGGAGGAGGAGGAGGAGGAGGGAGGUUCUUCUGCUGCUACCUGCUUCGGUCCCUCUCCCCGCGCCGCAAGAGCGCCACCUACAUCGGGUGCGUGGCGCGCGGGGAAGGGCGGAUCCGGCAGCACAACGGCGAGAUCCGAUGCAGCGCGUGGAGGACAAAGCGCGGCUGCCCGUGGGAGAUGGUGCUCUGCAUCUACGGCUUCCCUACCAACGUCGCCACCCUCUAGUUUGAGUGGGAUUGGCAGCACCCGAACGAGUCGCUGGCCGUGCGCAGCGCCGCUGCGAGCUCCAAGUCGCUCGCCGGCGUCGGCAACAAGGUCAAGCUCGUCUACACCAUGCUCGGCCUACACCAUUCAUUCAUUCAUCUGUUCAUUCAAUCAAGUGGAAUAUUCAUUCAUCCAUACGUACAUCCAUUUAUCCAUACAUACAUUUAUUCAUCCAUAUAUACAUCCAUUUAUCCAUCCAUAUAUACAUCCAUUAUCCAAAAACACAGGCCUAAUGCAGCCUCCGAAUGGCAUAGAAGAACACCAACUUGCCAAAAUUGUCUCCCAACCAUAAGAGCAACUAAAUUAUUUUUACGCUCCGUUACCUACCGUUAGCAUCAAAAAUGGACGGAAUGGUGUGGAGGGCGUGAUAAAGUUCGACGAUGGCAUAGAGGGAGGCUCAAACUUUUUAGUGGCACAGAGACAGACACUAUCUUUUUUAAUGGCACACAGGUAAAAACCUCUUAGGGAAAAGGUGGUUGGUUCCACGGCACGUUGCCUCACCGGACGGUUCUCCUCAUCGUCGACAGACUGGGAGUAGCCGCUGCUACGUCUUCGAUUCUGGUAUUCUGUUUUUCCUUUUUUUUUCCCCCUAUCACCCACAUUUGGUUGCUGUUUUUCUUGCAUGUCUAUUUCAAUUGUUCUUCUUUUCGUGGACUUCUUCAAUCAACAUUCAGCGAAUCAUACUUAUAAGAAAGCGCUAUUGAUGAGAUUAUGCAUCUGCUAAUCCUUUAUUAUGUUCAUUUUGCAUCGCUGUACAAUUAGAUUGGGUGCUACUAAUUUCUUUCCUUUUCUCACAUUUGGCUAUAGUUAGGCCAGCACUGCAGUAAAAUCUGCUUCUUUUGGGGCAUUGCAUUUACGUGUGCUUUGACAACUUCCCCAGGUGCAGGCCAGUGCAUGGCUCAUUUUGCUAAUUGAUGUAUAUACAGGUUUGGCGGUUGUCCAGUAAUUAUUCUUUGCAUAAUAUAUCCCGUGUGUACACAUGAUUUUUCUGUAGUUAUUUACAGAGGUUUCUUCAGCUUCUGCUGGGUUAGUCCUGAAAGGGAUGGUUGUGGCCUCUUCCCUUUGGACUCCUGAUGCUAGUGAUGUACUCAUAAUGCUUGAUGCUGGUAUGGUCACUGCACUGUCCAAUUUAGCAAUCAUGAUUCUCCCAUUUAUCAUUCGGGGAUAUAUCUAUCUAUCACAUUAUACUUCUGCAGUAACCAAAGUUUCCAUGACCAUAUGCUACACCUGUUUCUCAAUCCUAUGGAAAUUGUCAAUCACAUAAAUCAUAUAUGUCGGCUGCUUCACAUGUUAGUUCAGAUUUACUUUAUAUUGGUGUGUUAGAUCUUGGCGUUCAAUUUGUGUGCACAUGUAUUUAUUUUUUGCAACAUACUGAUUUAUUUUCAACUUGAUCUAACACCGCUACUAAUUUAAUUAACUGUGACAACUCAUUAUAGCUGAUUACAUAUGUACUAGAUCAUUAUUGAACCAUUUAUUGCAUUUGGAGGCAGCAUAUUUCAUUGAUAAAUGGAUGAGCGCCUAACCACUAGCUGGGCAAAUUUUGUUUUAGCUGGAGCGGAUAAAGCAAGCAAAUAUUUAUUUGCCUUGCUGAAUAUUUUAGCCACCUUUGCUAAAUUUUAUUAUCGGCUUAGUUCAUAACAUUGCAUUUACCAUAAUGUAGACGCCAUAAUGUAGACGCGUACCAUUGAAAGAUGAACUGAACAAGGACCCUCGAUGAGAACGGCUUAACUUUUGCUAUGUAUUUUGGUUGGAAGUCAGGGUACGAGCAUUAAAGAUUUUUGCAAUUAUGUACUUCAUAUGAAGAUGGAAAGUGCCCGUACUAUUAUUUUUUUCACCGAUGUGAUUAUGUAGAUGCAUAAAUGAUCAGGCUGUAUUUUUCAUGGACUGUUUUAGAUGGGCGGAAAUAUAAUGUGUUUUGUACUUUGAAUGAUCAAUGAUAUACCAUAUGCUACAUUCUUCUUUUCUGGAAAUCUGA
Messenger RNA from Oryza brachyantha (malo sina), 2428 nucleotides. Its product is annotated as structure-specific endonuclease subunit SLX1-like. The record is from RefSeq and is a predicted model, not a curated record. The transcript has 4 exons. Gene Ontology annotation, cellular component: Slx1-Slx4 complex. Gene Ontology annotation, molecular function: 5'-flap endonuclease activity; crossover junction DNA endonuclease activity. Lineage: Eukaryota; Viridiplantae; Streptophyta; Magnoliopsida; Poales; Poaceae. Gene Ontology annotation, biological process: double-strand break repair via homologous recombination.